Messenger RNA from Cyprinodon variegatus (sheepshead minnow), 4981 nucleotides. RefSeq names its product poliovirus receptor-related 2 (herpesvirus entry mediator B). Lineage: Eukaryota; Metazoa; Chordata; Actinopteri; Cyprinodontiformes; Cyprinodontidae. Bases 295 to 1878 code for a protein of 527 amino acids. The record is from RefSeq and is a predicted model, not a curated record. The transcript has 7 exons.
UCUCAGAGACCAGUUGCGAAGCAGAGACGCGGUGAAGCACCUCAUUACAUCCUGAGCACCAGCUGCUGCUGCGAGGGGAAAUAUUCACCUGUGACGAACUCACACGGAUUUUAAAAAUUCAUUUAGACCAAAAGUAAACGGAGGCUCGUCACUCGACUGACAUUAAUUAAAAGUUUUUUUUUUUUAUUUGCCUUCAGUGACACAGACUUUCUGAUCAACAUUCCAUAUUUUCUAAAGGUGUUUCAUCUGUUUUAAAUUGUUCUGGAGAGACUGUGCGCUUUUAAGAGGACCAUAAUGGCGAGGUUUUACGCCCGAAGUGUGUGCGUAAAAAUGAUCGGACUGCUCUGCGUUGCGGCGUCGAUACUGACCCAACACGGGACAUCAGGUCAGCGGGUGAAGGUGGAUCCAGAGCUGUCGUCGUAUCCUGGCCAGACGAUCAACCUGCGCUGCUCCUUCCCGGACACAAAUGGCGUUCAGCUCACAAUGGUCAAUUGGAUAUAUGAGACAAAGGAAGGAGAGAGGAUAAACAUAGCUGUGCUUCAUCCUUCCUUUGGCCCCAACUACCCCCCCUCGCCAGUGAAGGGCAGGGUCAGCUUCAAACCCAGUCCACCAGAAAUGGCGAGCCCUUCCAUCGAGAUCACUGAUGUCAGGAUGUCUGAUGAGGGCAAGUACAUCUGCGACUAUGCGACGUAUCCCGAUGGCAACGAGCAGGGAAUCACUCAGCUGAUCAUGUUGGCUAAGCCAGAUAACUCUGCCGAGGUCUUACCUGUGAUCGCCGGGACUCAGGCAGUUGUCGUGGCCCGCUGCGUGUCCAAAAAUGGCCGCCCACCAGCCCAGAUCAAAUGGGUGACCACGGCCAACGGGAACUGGACAGAGAAGUCUCAGACAAGUGCCGACAACACUGUGACAGUGACGAGUGAAUACCGCCUUGUGCCCAAAUCAAGUGACAAUGGGAAGGAGAUCGCAUGCUUGGUGGAACACAGAACCCAGGUCAAAGUGGAGAGCAUCUCGCGGAAACUAGUCAUUCAGUUUGCCCCUGAGGUGACAAUUGAGGGAUAUGACAAUAAUUGGUACGUGGGCCGUUCAAACGUGGCGCUCACCUGCAAUGCGAACGCAAACCCGGUUCCCACUUCUGUGAUCUGGAAAUCAAUGUCGGGAGAGAUGCCAGAAACUGUGUUGGUCAAAUCCAACGAGCUAAAGGUGCUGAAAGUGGACGAUACAGUCAACACCACUUUUGUUUGCGAGGUCAAGAACCGCAUCGGGACUACCAGGGAUCAGGUUACCAUCUUCGUCAGAGAGCCUUCAAAGAGCGACUCCAAUGCUGGCGUUGUUGCAGGGGCAGUUAUUGGCUCCCUGCUGGCCCUCCUUUUGGUCGCAGCCCUCGUUGCCGUGCUCGUCACCCAUAGCCGCAGGCAGCAGCAGGGUUACCGGGCCAACGGCGGCAGCGACAUGAAGACCCGCAUAUUCGGUGGUGGUAAGAAGGCGAGCAAGAACGGAACAAGCGGAGGAACGGGGAGCGGAGGCAUCACGGGUGGUAAUAGCAACGGGCCCGUCUACAUUGAUCGCUCGCCCAACCAGGGUCUGGGAGAGAAAAACAACCACCACCAGCCGUUCACCAUGGGCGCCCGACCCGAGGUCGUCGCCGGGACACCCACCGCCCAGGACAUCCUGCUGAGCAACGAAUUAGACGAAGCUGAGAGGAGGAAGUUCGAUGAGAUGGAGGAGGACGAGAGCUACGACCACUUCUCUGGAGGAGCCCCAAUCCUGCAACUGCGCCCGCCUCCCGAACAGGAUCAUAUGAUUGGAGAUUACAUAGAUGAUGACAUGGAGUCACAGCGGGAUGGCUCCGUCAUCUCUCGGACUGCAGUUUACGUAUAGAGGAAGAGGAGGAGAGCAUAUAGAGUAGGAGUAUGAGAGAAAAGAAAAGCAGGCUUUGGGGCUCUUAUAUUUGUCAGAUUGAAGAAAGCAAAAAAAUACCACUUUUAUUUUUGCAAGCUGAUUUUAAAUGUAUCUUAAUAUUAAUCAGAAUGAAGUCCCACAGUGAGCAGGACUGGAAGAGGGCAUAUGGAAAUCUAUUUUAAGAAGCGUCAACAGAAAAUCAGACUGGGAAAAGUGCAACAUCUCUCUCACCGCUUCAGCUAUGCUCUCCCCAUUGCUGGGAUCUUGACUUUCAACUGACAGACUAAAAGAGAAAAUACACAGUGUGGGAGGAGGGAAAUUGAAUCAUAAUACAAGCUUGGCUAUACAGGCAUUUCACUUGCAUAUUCACUCUUAACUUCACUUAAAAAAAAUACUGUGGUUGUCGAGCAGUUCCAUGUUGCCUGUAACUCUGAGUCCUCCUGUGGGAAGCCUUUUUGUUUUGGUAAUGUGUUGUGCUGUAACAUCUGGUGUGUUGGUGUGUUAAAAAAGAGACAGAAACCAUCAGGUGUAUUAGAAGAUGUGAAUGAUGUAUUUGCUUCUGUUCAUUCUGCUCUCUCUGCCUUUAAACUCUCCACUCUGUAGAUCAAUGCCGACAUCGGUCUCUUAAGGUUCGAAGAGAAGCUUUUGGUCCUUUUUUUUAAUCCUCCACAAAUAGAAAAGUUUAUGAAGUUAUCAUUUACAACAACUUUUAAAUUGAAAUUUUGCAUGAAAGUUUUUUUUUUUUUUUCUGUCGCUUGAAGUUAGAUCCUGGAUAAAUGAUUGAGGUGUAGCUGAUGUGACCCGUCGAAGGAUGAAGGAAAGGAUGCAGGAGGAGUAGAAUGGUGUUAGUCCCUUUCUUUUCUCUCAUUUCAACCUCCUGACAGGAGGAGCUUGAUUGGUAAUGAGCCAUGAAGUUGCUCGCCUAGCCGGGACCAACAGAUUGCGGCACUUAUCGUUUAUGAUGUGGCGUUUCCGCUCUAUCCCUUGCCACCAGGAGCACCCUCCUCUCUCCCCAUUCUCCUCAGAGUUUAUUGGAAGGUGUGAUUUAUCUGGGGCGGUGUCGAGGUCACGGCCAUCGAGAUCAGGGGGAGUAUUUUACCGCUCCUGAUCCAUCUGAUUCCCCACUUACUUGACUCCAGCCCAUUCUGACACACCAGGACUGAGUAAUCCACCUAGAGUAGCCACAUUUCCCAGCCCCGCCUUUCACACUUUGCUAAAUGGCCGGAUGUAACAGAGCCUCCAUAAUGCCAUAGCAGUAGAUAAGACAGAUUUUCAAUAAGGAUCCUAUAUUACUUUCCAUUAGCGGAUGUUAGAUGUGGCAAAUUGAUUGGAAGACUUAAAAUGGUUUGCUAUUGAUGGGGAAUGUGUGGGGAAAUGGCCCUUUAUGAUGCAGGGGCAGGGCUUAUUUUCUUCACACGGUUACUUCAUCCUUUUAAUGAGCCAUUGGGGCUUCCUUUUAAAAAUGAGAUUUGAUGGCUACUGUACUGCCUUUAAGGCUCAAGGUACAUUUGCAUGCAUCUGGGUAAUUGUGAUAAGAAGAUUUUCUACUCAUGAGUUUCCCACCCUUCUUAUUGACUCCCCUUUGACCUCCUUAGAGGAAAAUCAAGUUGGUGUAAUUUAAAUUGAUAUCAAGGCCAGGUGAGCUCUGGGUUGGCAUUUUUGAGGGUGUCAUCCGUUCAAAACCAGCUUGACCUUUCACCAAAGGGUAGAUGGAUGUGAUUGCCUCCAUUUCUUAUCAUGUCUCUUUAACCUCAACCUACUGAUGCAGGGAAAUGCUUCAGCACACGUUAGGCAUGGACUGGUGGAAGGAUUCUCAGGACCUAUUGAAUUAUUAAUGCACAUGAAGAUUACGAACAUGAUGGAGGUUUAAUGAAAGAAGAAACGCAGAAGUUGUUUCUAGUGCUGCUACUAUAAAAACCUCCACCUUUUUAAUUUUCAGUUAAAGUGAAGGAUUUAGGAAUAAUAACCCCCAGGCAAAAUGAAAAGCAAAUCCCAAAAAAUGUGUAGGGAAUUUUAAAAAUCAUUAAUCACUAAUUAAUAACUAGGAUAUAAUUUUCCUAAUUAUUAUAUUCAAUGUAUUUGGGAAAAAUUUUUUGAUCCACAGACCUCAGCAAAUUCAGAAAAUAUCAUAUUAAAGAAUUUUGAUGAGAGGAGCUUUUUUUUCCGGUUAAUAUAAAAUGUUUAAGAAGUUUUCAUUACUUGUAGGCGAGCGACUAUGAUUACAGGCUUCUUUUAGCUAGCUGACUGAUGCUGUGCAGCAGCAGGUGGGGGAGGGGAUCUGCCAUAUUACUGUAUGAUAUAUAUGCAGCUGGAGAAAGAGUCCCUCUGGAACAUUCUUAUUGAAAGGACUUGAAACUUUAGAAACCAUAUGAAGGAAGACAUAUUUAUUUAUUCUGAUACUUGUAACUGGCCCAUGCCAGUUUGUUAGCUUUUCAAAGUCUCAACUUGUAUUCUGGCAGAGAGAGAACAGGAAACGCAGAAGGCUAAUAAAAUGUUGACAGCAUUAAGCAUUUGAGCAUCGUCUGGCAGAUUGUAAACCAGUGUGUUCAAUAGGAUUAUCAUCUAAUGGCCUUAGUUUAUGCAUAUAUGGGUGAGUAACAGCAUUAUUGAACACAGCUGACUUGUCACAACCACAUCAUAUAUAAAAAAAUGUAUUACUUUUUUUGCACUUGUAUUUGUCACUACUUUAAUGAACAAUAUAAGUGUGAAACUGUUUCUUUGGGGGGUAAAAAAAAAAAGGUUACAAAGGAGAAACAAAACACUAUGUACAUUUAGGUGUGAAGUAUCUGUGUACUAUAUAUGUAAUCAUUAUUUUUCUCGUGAAAAUGUACAUAUUUCUGAAACUGUAAAUAUCGGAUUGAAGGAGCCCGUUUUUACCCGCAGCAAGGAGGUCAGAGUUCGCCUCGAGUUCAAAUGUCCCAGCAGGCUUUUAGAAUGUAGAUCAAUUUAACGACGUAAUGAACUCACCAACCUCGCAUCACCUGAGGUUGAUUUUUAUAUCUACGUGUUUUUGUUUUUUCAAAUAGCCUGCGUUUUCACAUAAGCACAUACCGUUUCUAGCGUCUUUGCACAGGAAAAAAAA